Messenger RNA from Ictalurus furcatus (blue catfish), 636 nucleotides. RefSeq names its product leucine-rich repeat-containing protein 72. The coding region runs from base 1 to 636 and encodes 211 amino acids. The transcript is spliced from 8 exons. Gene Ontology annotation, molecular function: protein binding. NCBI's taxonomy places the organism in Eukaryota, Metazoa, Chordata, Actinopteri, Siluriformes, Ictaluridae. The record is from RefSeq and is a predicted model, not a curated record.
AUGGAGUCACGCAGCCAGGAAAACAGUGACCCACUGCACAGCUUAAAACGUGUCCAUGUCAGCGAACUUUAUCUUGCAAGAAGGCAGCUCACAGAUGUUCCAGAUUUGUCCAGAUUCACCCAACUGAGAUACAUCUGGCUUAAUAAUAACAGGAUCAGGCUCAUUCAUGGACCUGUGUUUCACUGCUGUUUAGCAGAGCUGUACCUCCAAAACAAUGAGAUCAGCUCAAUCACAGGGGCUCUGAGGCACUUGAGCUGUCUGCGAGUGCUGCAGCUUCACAAUAACCACCUGUUUAAUCUGGAAGAAACCGUGGCUGAACUGAGAAACAUGCAGCAACUCCAAACACUCAAUUUGUUCCUGAAUCCCUUUACACAAGACCCCCUGUAUUGGGAAUACACAGUCCAUCGCUUGCCAUCUGUUCAAUUAUUAGACAGAAAAGGUCAGUGGAGCUCCAAAACAAAACGCACAAAAUGCCCAUUUGAUGAGAUCAAGGACCUCUGUGAGCGCAGGGCCAUGCAGAGAUCCAUCAUGCAGUUCUCUACUCUGGACUGGAGCAGCGUGAGAAGAGCUCAGCAGCAACCCCUGGAGGAGCAGAGUUCAAUUGCAGCCAAGAUCCUUACUGUCAAAUUCAGAUAA